AUGUGUGACCAGCCGCUGAUUCCAUCUUGCCUGCCGCUCCCCCAGUCCUGUGUGAAGGGUUCCUCCUUCUUCCCCUCCCCCUCCCCCUGUGCCACAGGCCAGGUAGUGGUCCAAGCUCCUUGUGAGAUGCAAAUUGUGGAAUGCCCUGCACCAUGCCCAGUUCAAGUUUCCCAGGUGAAGUGUGUGGCUCCAUGCCAAUCCAAGACCACCCAGGUGAAGGGCCAAGCUCCCUGUCAGACUCAGACCACCCAGGUGGAAAGCCAGGCCGCGUGCCAGUCUGAGGUUUCCUAUGUGCAGUGUGAAGUCCCAUGUCCCGUUCAGACUUGCUACAUAGAACAUGCUCCAGUUUGCUGCAGAGAAACUUGUUACGUGGAAUACCCAGUCCAGACCUGUGUAACCUGUCCAGUUCCACAGCCUGUCCAGACUUACGUAACAUAUUCCCCAGUGUGCCAGAAUCAGGGGAGAUUCUCCGUCCAGGGCCAAUAUCAGGGCUCCUACAGUAGGUGCACCCCCCAGAGUCAGUCCAGAGCCUCGUUUAGCACUUGUGCACCCCAGUGCCAGACCCAGGGCUCUUAUGGGAGCUUCACUGCACUGCGUCGGUCUCAGAGCGCCAGAAGAUGCCUCCCUUUUUCUCAGCUGGAGUCUUCUUACCGCAGCUGCUCCUUACCACGGGGCCUUGGGUGCUACUACAGCAUCUGCCUGCCAUCAAGAUGCUGUUCGGAUUCCUGUUACUGCACCCCGCCCCGCCGCUCUGAGCCCAUCUAUAACAGCGGCUGUUCUCGGAGUCGCACUUCAGGCCGCUCUCAGAGAUGUGGACCCAAGUGUCGAGUAGAGAUUUCCUCCCCCUGCUGUCCCAAGCAAGUCCCCCCACAGAAGUGUUCUGUUCAGAUUCCUCCCAUUGGACGCUGCUCCAAGAUCUGUGCCCCACCGUUCUCCUGUCGUGCCUCCUGCCCCGACCUGAGGCCAUGCCAACUCCAUUGCUGCUGCCAUGUCCGCUUCCUGAACCUCGGCCAUAUCCACGUCCCUGUCCGCUUCCUGAACCUCGGCCAUAUCCACGACCCUGUCCGCUUCCGGAACCUCUGCCAUAUCCACGACCCUGUCCGCUUCCUGAACCUCGGCCAUAUCCACGACCCUGUCCGCUUCCUGAACCUCUGCCAUAUCCACGACCCUGUCCGCUUCCGGAACCUCGGCCACAUCCACGACCCUCCAUGUGAUCUCCCAGAACCUCGUCCACUUCCAGAGCCAAUUCCCCUUCCAGAGCCCUGCCCAAGUCCAGAGCCGUGUGUGGAGCCUCAGAGCUAUCCCAAUCCAUGCUCAGGCCCUAAGCCAAUUCCAUGCCCACCAGACCUGGGCUGUCAGGAAUCUAGUCCGUUCCGCCUAGACUCUGAGGUGCCCAGCUGUGGUCCAGGUGGUUAUAACCAGGGGAGAGAGUGA
Messenger RNA from Trichechus manatus latirostris (Florida manatee), 1434 nucleotides. RefSeq names its product keratinocyte proline rich protein (gene KPRP). Lineage: Eukaryota; Metazoa; Chordata; Mammalia; Sirenia; Trichechidae. The coding region runs from base 1 to 1434 and encodes 477 amino acids. The transcript has 3 exons. The record is from RefSeq and is a predicted model, not a curated record.